AUGAGGCUCGACUACGCUCCUGUCCUCGCCUUUAUCGCCAUAGCCUCAUGGAGAGCUGCCGUUAGCGCGGCUUUCGUCGACCAGAAUGCGACCCGUCAUGCUCUCUUGAAGCGUGAUAGUCCGUUCGUUGCAGCGGAGAACAGUUGGACUGAGAACAAGAUGUUCCGCCAACACUUCGAAAUGAAGGGCCUGGGCUGCGGCUCCGUGACAUUCGCAUUCGACGGCUGGCCUGGCACGCCCAGUGACAAAAAGAUGAACAUCCAGUGCUGGGCUGGCGGCAAGUGGGACUGGCAGUUCGAUGUGACGUAUGACAAUCAAGGCCAUGAUAGUCAGUUGGUUUAA
Molecule: messenger RNA, 342 nt
Organism: Recurvomyces mirabilis
Lineage: Eukaryota; Fungi; Ascomycota; Dothideomycetes; Mycosphaerellales; Teratosphaeriaceae
Exons: 2
Coding region: 1-342 (113 amino acids)
Source: RefSeq, a predicted model, not a curated record